AAAGAGCGAAAUGAAGAGAGAGGCGCAGAAUCUACUGCAGAAGGUGGAUGAAAAAAGUGAGAAAUGCACCGUGGGUUGUCCCAUACUAGAUCGCAACCUGAACGGCGGAAUACCAACAAAAUCAAUAACCGAAGUCGUCGGCGAAAGCGGAAGCGGAAAAACUCAAAUCUGUCUCCAACUGGUCCUGUCCGCUCAACUACCACCCUCUCACGGCGGUCUCAACGGCUCAUCUCUUUACAUAUACACCGAAUAUCCUUUCCCUAUCCGCCGUUUAAAACAACUCUCCCUCUCUCUCCUUUCAUCUCAUCCAAAUCACCUCCUCCUCAGUAGCUCUGAUCCUCUCUCUCGUAUCAUUCUCCGCGGAAUUUCUUCCGCUGAGAAUUUCGUUGAAUUAUUGCCUGAUAUUGAGCUUUGUUUACGUUACUGGAAAUCACGAUUGUUACCUAUUAGAGUAAUAGUUGUUGAUUCUAUUGCUGCUUUAUUUAGAUCUGAAUUUGGGAAUUGUUGUUUUGAUCUUAAGCGUAGAUCUUCCUUGUUUUUCAAGAUUUCUGGUGGAUUGAAAUCGUUGGCGGAGAGAUUUGGUUUGGUUGUGGUUGUUACGAAUCAGGUUGUUGAUUUUAUUGAAGGGAAUGAAAGUGUUAGAAUUGGGAAUUUUAGUGAAUUGUGUUCUUCUGGUAGAAGGGUUUGUCCUGCAUUGGGUAUUUCCUGGGCUAAUUGUGUUAAUUCUAGAAUCUUCUUAUCCAAGGAUCAAACUGGAAUUAAAAUUACAAGAUUUAGUAGCCUUGUUUUUGCUCCUCAUUUGCCACUAUCCUCUUCUCAGUUUGUUAUUACUGAAAAAGGUCUUUUUGGUGUAGAGAAUGUAUGA
This is a messenger RNA of Trifolium pratense (red clover), 865 nucleotides long. RefSeq names its product DNA repair protein XRCC3 homolog. The transcript has a single exon. Gene Ontology annotation, cellular component: replication fork; Rad51C-XRCC3 complex. The record is from RefSeq and is a predicted model, not a curated record. Lineage: Eukaryota; Viridiplantae; Streptophyta; Magnoliopsida; Fabales; Fabaceae. Gene Ontology annotation, biological process: telomere maintenance via recombination; t-circle formation; double-strand break repair via synthesis-dependent strand annealing. Gene Ontology annotation, molecular function: ATP binding; four-way junction DNA binding; ATP-dependent DNA damage sensor activity. Bases 11 to 865 code for a protein of 284 amino acids.